GGGCGGAAGAGCUGCAGGGGUCCACAAGGUCAGAGCCUGCCCCGGGGACGCGCGGGCGCCCCCUCCACUCCGCAGCACCCCGUCAUACCCCCCCACCCGCACUGCGGCGCAGGCGCCGGGAGGCCCCGUUUGGCUCCGCGGAGACCGCAGGCGGAGAGCUGCUGUAGAAGGCUCUGCGGAGAGCCCCGCCUUAUCGACCUGCUUUCAGGACGGUGCUCCGCAGCCUGUGGGGGUCUGUGGAAGCUCGGAGUGGAACGGCCCAGCACGCACAGUGACUCCGUGUGUGGGGACCCACAAUGAUGAGUUGUCGCUAUGGCUGCAGCUGCAGUCGUGGUCCCGACGUGGAGGACGGCAAGUGGUACGGGGUUCGCUCCUAUCUGCACCUCUUCUACGAGGACUGCGCAGGCACUGCCCUCAGCGAUGACCCUGAGGGGCCACCCCUGCUGUGCCCCCGCCAGCCCUGGCCGUCACUGUGCUGGAAGAUCACCCUGUCGUCGGGAACCCUGUUUCUGCUGCUGGGCUUGGCAGCCCUAACCACGGGCUACGCGGUGCCCCCCAAGCUGGAGGGCAUCGAAGAGGGAGAGUUCCUGGUACUGGACCGACGGGCAGCCGACUACAACCACACCCUCCUCACCUGUCGCCUGGCCGGCAUCGUGCUCUGCCUGGCUGCCGGGAUCCUGCUGGCCAUCUGCCUGGUCAGGGCCGUGGCCAGCUGGCUCAGCCAGGACUACAAGGCUGAACUCUUGGACACUGAAGCCGAAGGUCAGGUGGAGGUCUUCGGGGACGAGGCCGAGCAGCACUUCUCUCCCGUCUUUCUCGACGACGGCGGGCAGUCUUGGCUCUCGCCGGCCACCGGCCUGUUUGGACAAUCCUUUGUGCAGACCAUACAGCCCCGGCGGGACGCCUGAGCCGCUCACAGGACCUCAGGACAGGCCUGACCUGGGGCGUGGGCCCUUCGUCCUCCCCACACUCCCACCUUCCCACCCCCCCAGGACUUCCCCCGCCCAGCAGGGCCCUCCUGGUCGACUCCUGCAGAGGCCCAAGCUCAGGGCAGUCUGGAAUUCACGUCCCUGAGCCUUCCCCCAGGACUGGCGUCCCAAACAUCUGAGAUGUCAGCCUUUCCAAAUACUCCCUAAGCUCCCCACCCCGUCCAACUUCCUGAGACACCCCCCAGGGACAGAGAAUAACCGUGUUCCGGCCAGAUCCUGGUUUAGAGCGGCCGUUGGAGCACUUUUCAGGGUCCUGGGGGACUCAGCGCUCCCAGCUGGCUUGGAAGAUACUCUGGACGUGCGUAUAAGUCGCCUCCCAGAUCCAGGGAGGCAGAAGACUUCGUUGCUUUUGUCCCUCAGAGAGCAUCCACUUAGAGACCAUUAUCCGCAGGCCCUGCCCUUACCCGGGGGUAAAUGCGGCCUGGUGGAGGGCAUUGCCCCGCCCCCCUGCAGGCGCGGCUGCCAGGCGCGUCGGCUGCGUUUUCCACCACCAGGGGGCGCGCCAGGACAAUUCAAGGCCAGUCCCUCCCGUCUCCGUGUAAUCACCAGCCUGGAGGGGCGAGGGGCCCUGCCGCCCCUCCCCCAUGCUGCACCCUUUCUAUCCCUCUCCCUUUCAAUAAACGGCCGGGAUGACGAUGA
Sorex araneus (European shrew) is the source of this 1628-nucleotide messenger RNA. RefSeq names its product neurensin 2 (gene NRSN2). Gene Ontology annotation, cellular component: neuronal cell body; neuron projection; transport vesicle. The coding region runs from base 297 to 908 and encodes 203 amino acids. The transcript has 4 exons. The record is from RefSeq and is a predicted model, not a curated record. NCBI's taxonomy places the organism in Eukaryota, Metazoa, Chordata, Mammalia, Eulipotyphla, Soricidae. Gene Ontology annotation, biological process: nervous system development.